Urocitellus parryii (Arctic ground squirrel) is the source of this 2420-nucleotide messenger RNA. The record is from RefSeq and is a predicted model, not a curated record. Lineage: Eukaryota; Metazoa; Chordata; Mammalia; Rodentia; Sciuridae.
AUGGUGAGCGAGAGUCAUCAUGAGGCCCUGGCAGCCCCGCCAGUCACCACGGUUGCGACUAUUCUACCCAGUAAUGCCACUGAGCCCGCCAGUCCUGGAGAGGGAAAAGAAGAUGCCUUUUCUAAGCUGAAGGAGAAAUUCAUGAAUGAGCUACAUAAAAUUCCACUGCCACCGUGGGCCUUAAUUGCUAUAGCCAUAGUUGCGGUCCUUUUAGUCCUGACCUGCUGCUUUUGUAUCUGUAAGAAAUGUUUGUUCAAAAAGAAAAACAAGAAGAAGGGAAAGGAAAAGGGAGGAAAGAAUGCCAUUAACAUGAAAGAUGUGAAAGACUUAGGGAAGACCAUGAAAGACCAGGACGAUGAUGCUGAAACUGGUUUGACUGAUGGGGAAGAAAAAGAAGAACCCAAAGAAGAGGAGAAACUGGGAAAACUUCAAUACUCACUGGAUUAUGAUUUCCAGAACAACCAGCUGCUGGUAGGGAUCAUCCAGGCUGCCGAACUGCCCGCCUUAGACAUGGGAGGCACAUCUGACCCUUACGUGAAAGUGUUUCUGCUGCCUGAUAAAAAGAAGAAAUUUGAGACAAAAGUCCACCGAAAAACCCUUAAUCCUGUCUUCAAUGAGCAAUUUACUUUCAAGGUCCCUUACUCGGAACUAGGCGGCAAAACUCUGGUGAUGGCUGUGUAUGAUUUUGAUCGUUUCUCCAAGCAUGACAUCAUUGGAGAAUUCAAAGUCCCCAUGAACACAGUGGAUUUCGGUCACGUAACUGAAGAAUGGCGUGAUCUGCAAAGUGCUGAGAAGGAAGAGCAAGAGAAAUUGGGUGACAUCUGCUUCUCCCUCCGCUAUGUACCUACUGCUGGUAAACUGACUGUCGUCAUUCUGGAGGCAAAGAAUCUGAAGAAGAUGGAUGUGGGUGGCUUAUCUGAUCCUUAUGUGAAGAUUCAUCUGAUGCAGAAUGGCAAGAGGCUGAAGAAGAAAAAGACAACAAUUAAAAAGAACACACUUAACCCCUACUACAAUGAGUCUUUCAGCUUUGAAGUACCUUUUGAGCAAAUCCAGAAAGUGCAAGUGGUGGUAACUGUUUUGGACUAUGACAAGAUUGGCAAGAACGAUGCCAUCGGCAAAGUCUUUGUGGGCUACAAUAGCACUGGCGCGGAGCUGCGACACUGGUCAGACAUGCUGGCCAACCCCAGGCGACCUAUUGCCCAGUGGCACACCCUACAGGUGGAGGAGGAAGUCGAUGCCAUGCUGGCUGUCAAGAAGUAAAGGGAAGAAGAAGCCUUUCUGCAUUUGCCCACAUAGUGCUCUUUAGCCAGUAUCUGUAAAUACCUCAGUAAUAUGGGUCCUUUCAUCUUUCCAGCCAUGCAUUCCUAACACAAUUCAGUGGUACUUCAAAUCCUGUUUUAAUUUGCACAAAUUUAAGUGUAGAGAGCCCCUGUGCCCUUCAUCAUACCACUGCCCUCCAAAUCUACUCUUCUUUUAAGCAAUAUGAUGUGUAGAUAGAGCAUGACGGAAAUUAUUUAUUGUAUCACACUGUUGUAUAUACCAGUAUGCUAAAGAUUUAUUUCUAGUUUGUGUAUUUGUAUGUUGUGUUUCCUAAUAUGUGUAUAUCUAGAUGUUUUUAAUAAGAUGUUCUAUUUUAAACUAUGUAAAUUGACUGAGAUAUAGGAGAGCUGAUAAUAUAUUAUAUGGUAAAUAUAGUAUCGUCUGCAUUCCAGCAAAAAUAUCAACUUGUAAGGCACUAGUACAGUUAAACUGACAUCUUAAAGGACAACUUAAACCUGAGCUUUCUAUUGAAUCAUUUGAGUACCAAGAUACACUUCCACCACAUAUUCGGUGGGUGAAUCCAAUUUUGUAGAAUUCCUUCACAGGCAAAAUAGCAUGAUCUGAGCAGCAUCCAGGCCGACCUCAAGGAAGUAUAGCCACAAACCAGAAAAGCAUCUGUCUGUACAUUCUACAAAGCUAAAAUCAUGGCUUCACUCUUAUAUUUGAGGAAGCAACAGAACAGGAGUCAAUGAAUUCACAUUACUGCAUGUAGAGUAAUGACAGGAUAUGGUGUUCAGUGAGUAUGCAAGGGCGUAUGAACGUAUGAGUGUAUGUGUUUGUGUGCAUGUGUGGAGCACACAUUUGUUUGGGGAUGGGUGGGGGAGGAGAAACUGAGGGGAAAAGUCAGCAUUUCUGAAAUAUUGCCUAUUUAAAAAGAAAAAAAAUAGCUCUCCAUUAUCACCUUUAUACAAAAUGUGCAUCCUGUGAAUUCUGUUCCAGAUUUCACACCUAUAAUGAUUCCAAAAGGUUUGCACAUUAGACUUUGUAACAAAAUAUUUUAUUAUACAAAACCAGAUUAGAAGGAAUGCAGAAUAUUUUUAACACAGCAAUCUGUGCUUAUUACACAAAAUUACUUUGUGGUAAACAGACAGUAUUGUAAU